Carica papaya (papaya) is the source of this 2524-nucleotide messenger RNA. Its product is annotated as Rhodanese/Cell cycle control phosphatase superfamily protein. Gene Ontology annotation, biological process: regulation of stomatal closure; cellular response to calcium ion; de-etiolation. The record is from RefSeq and is a predicted model, not a curated record. NCBI's taxonomy places the organism in Eukaryota, Viridiplantae, Streptophyta, Magnoliopsida, Brassicales, Caricaceae.
CACGAUUCUCGUCUCUCAUUCCACUCUCUCUCCCUCUCUACCUCUAUAUUUCCACUUGCGCAGGGAAUGUCUGUAAAGCUAAAUCCCAGUUCAAGUUUCCCAUUACUUUCGAGUGAGACCUAGAUUUUUAUAUACGUUUCUUUCGGUUUAUUGCAGAAUUUUCAUACUACUGGUAUAGUAGACUGGAGUUCAAGAACAGACCCACUUCAAAAGGGUGAGAAUUUGAUUAGCUUUUGGGAUUGAAAACUGUUGAAAUGACAAUGUUGCCUGUCUGCUCAGCUACUGCCUGUCGUUCUUCUCAUUCUCAGAUUUGUUUCCAUAGUGGUUUGCGACCCAUUGCUCCAUUCCCAAGGGAUCUUGACUCUAGGUGUAAUGUAGAAGGGAGGGCUAUUUUCAACUUGUCAAAGGGAACUCAUCUCCAUAGGAUUUCGUCUAAAGUACAAGCAGCCAAGUAUUUUCACUCCAGUUUUGUUGAGAUCAAUGAAGAAUCUGUUUCCAUGGAUUUGAUUAAAACUCAUUCCUGCCAAAAUGAAUUAGAUAACAUUAAAUGCAGUAUGUCAGAUACUUGGAGUUCUACUGUAAAUGAACCCCAUCUUCUGGGAAGCAAUGAACUAAAAUAUGUAGGAACCUCUGACUUGUUGCCUGUGGAAGAGGGCCUAAGUGACCUACAAGAGCAGCUGGCCGAAAAUGCCAAAGAUUUGAUAGGAAAUGCGGAACCUGAACCUUUAUUGACUGUUGACAUAGCACCUAAUAAUCUAUCUGACGCUUUGGACUUGAAUAACAGUGUGAAGAAUAGCUUUGAGGAGUUUAUUGCUGGGGUUAAGGAGUCUUUUGGAUCCUCUUUUAAUAAAGGAGAAAAUGCUGUGAAAAGUUCAGUUGAUACAAUCACUUCGUCAAUAACGGCAAUCACUAAAAAUGCUUCUGAAGCAGUAGAUAAUGCUGUUAGUAAGGUGUUCCCAACAGUGGAUCAAACAGGAGAAUUUGCAGGCAAUAAGAUAACAAGCUUUUCUUUUGACUUGAAGCAAACCUCAGGUGAAGCUACUGUUGUUGCUGUUAAUUUGUUAAGACGUGCAAUUGUUGCAGUGGAGGAUUCUAUAGCAAAUGGAGCUUCUUUUCUUGUUUACUCUUAUGGGUCUGCUAAGGAACUACUUCCUCCAGAGAUCAGGGAUGCCCUAAAUUUGUCUGAAGAGAAAGCAGUAAAUAUCUUGAGGCCUAUCGGAACAGCUUUUCAGCAGGUCUAUAUCACCAUUGAGGAGUUAGAGAGAAAUCUUGGCUUGAAUCCAGAUGAUCCCAUUCUUCCGUUUGUUCUUUUCCUUGGCACGUCAGCCACUUUUUGGGUUUUCUAUUGGCUGUGGGCGUAUGGUGGAUACUCUGGAGAUUUGUCACCUAAAUCAACUUUGGAGUUGUUGACAGGAAAAGAGAAUGCUUUGUUAAUUGAUGUCCGGCCUGAGGUUCUAAGGGAAAGAGAUGGUGUUCCUGAUCUUCGAAGGACAGCUCGUUUUCGCUAUGCAAGUGUGUCUCUACCUGAGGUUUAUGGUCCAGAACGGAAGAUUUUCAAGAGUGCAAAGGAACUCAAUGAUGCUCUGGUUGCUGUUGUUAUCCGGAACUUGAAAACAAUUCCAGACAGGUCCAAGGUAAUAGUUAUGGAUGCUGAUGGUAGUCGUUCCAAAGGCAUUGCAAGAGCACUGAAAAAACUUGGAGUUGAGAGACCAUAUAUGGUCCAAGGUGGGUUUCAAUCGUGGGUUAAACAGGGUCUUCGGAGUAAGGAGCUCAAGCCUGAGACAACACUUACCAUACUGAAUGAGGAAGCUGAGGCAAUUCUUGAAGAUAUCAGUCCUACUCCAUUUCAAGUUCUCGGGUUUGGUGCGGGUUUAGUUGCAGCAUCUUAUGCCUUACUAGAGUGGGAGAAGACAUUGCAACUUAUUGGUGUUUUCGGCCUAGGGCAGACUAUAUUUCGGCGGGUUGUUUCCUAUGAGGGCCCUGAAGAUUUUAGAAGAGAUGUGAGGCUAUUGCUUGCUCCUGUUCGACUUGGAGCUCAGGCUUUCUCAUGGGCAGCUGGGAAGUUAGAAACAAAUCGCGUUGGCCUGCCAACAUCACCUUCAUCCUCAGACGUUCAAAGCCGGGUGUUGCAGGCUGCAGCUAAGCUUGAAUCUCAACCAUCCAACAUUGAAGGAAUCAGCCAAGAUCCAUCUCCAGAAGGGAUGGUUCCUAUUAAUGAAAACAUCGAUCUUUCUGAAGCAUAAGGAUUGGAGACCUCUUUUUUUGGGAUUCUCUCUCAUUAUCGAGAUGAGAAGUAGAUGAGUUGUAAUGUGGGUGACUUCAAAUUUUAACGGUUCGCUUGAUUUGGAUGACUGACCCUUCUGUGCAGAUAUGGAGAAUAAAUCUUGUAUAUUUCCUAGGAGGAGUUUAGAGUCCUGUUGCCUGUACAUUGUGUCUUACUUCUUUUUUGGGUGAAACAAAGAACUUUUUCUUUUGAAGUUUAUUAAAAAUUCAAUAAAAUGGCUCAACCUUACUCAUGAUUUAA